Molecule: messenger RNA, 651 nt
Organism: Rhincodon typus (whale shark)
Lineage: Eukaryota; Metazoa; Chordata; Chondrichthyes; Orectolobiformes; Rhincodontidae
Gene: vstm2b
Product: V-set and transmembrane domain containing 2B
Exons: 5
Coding region: 16-651 (211 amino acids)
Source: RefSeq, a predicted model, not a curated record
GGCGAUGACAUUGAGAUGUCUUGCGCGUUCCGAGCCAGUGGGGCCACCUCGUAUUCGCUGGAGAUCCAGUGGUGGUACCUGAAGCAAUACCCCAGGGAGCUGGCACACGAGUUGGCACGCGGUGGCCAGGGAAACAGGCCCAAGGUACCAGUAAACAAAGAUGCCACAAAAAUCAGCACUGUCCGGGUGAUGGGAAACGACAUUUCGCAUAAGCUGCGGCUCUCUGGUGUGAAGAAGGAGGAUGAGGGUGUUUAUGAAUGCAGAGUGACCGACUUUAUCGACGACGAAACUCAGGAACACAAAGCCCAGGCCACCUUACGGGUCUUAGCCCGCUACGGCCCGGAGAUGCAAGCGGCCGAAGCUGUCUCCCACAUUCAGAGUAACGGACCCCGCAGAGGCAGCGUGCGUUCCACCCCGGCACCGGGCUCAGACAAGAGGCGAGUGGCAGAAGCGAGUUACGGUAACGAUACCACCUCUUCACCCAGCCCCGCCUCUGUCUCCCCACCCCCAGGCAACGCAGCCAUGAUCGGACAGCACACCUCCGGUGGGAAACCAACACAGACGCUAACUUCAGGUUUUGAACCCCUUUCUGCAACUCUCCCUUUCCUAUUUAUCUCGCUGCUGAUCUUACAAAGGCUCUGCACAUAUUAA